Molecule: messenger RNA, 1059 nt
Organism: Phlebotomus papatasi
Lineage: Eukaryota; Metazoa; Arthropoda; Insecta; Diptera; Psychodidae
Product: protein CNPPD1
Exons: 2
Coding region: 58-975 (305 amino acids)
Biological process (GO): regulation of cyclin-dependent protein serine/threonine kinase activity
Cellular component (GO): cyclin-dependent protein kinase holoenzyme complex; nucleus
Molecular function (GO): cyclin-dependent protein serine/threonine kinase regulator activity; protein kinase binding
Source: RefSeq, a predicted model, not a curated record
AGACCAUGACGUCAUAAGUUUUUCUCUAGAAACUUGUGCAAUUUUGUUUUCUGGUGCAUGACAAAGAUUUCCAGUCAAAAAUCCAGGAUGAGGAAACGUGUUAGCGUGAAAAAUCUCAAUGUACCUAUAAAUCCAAGUGAUAUAUUGUCCUGUGAGGAAAAACAUCAGGAUCUCAUGUAUAGAAUCCAAAAAUCUCUCUACUAUGGAGGCUUCCAGAUGCUGCCGGAGCUGGAGAACAUCAGUGGACCUCUGUGUGACCUGGCGGCUGGUAUCUUUUCCAGCUGCCAUCGAGGUUAUUCGCUUCAGAGGCUCAAUGCCGUGACUGUUGGGAAGAUUCGUUCGACGCCGUUUCCUCUGAUCAUGAGCCUGGUAUAUCUGGAUUUGCUGCAGGAACUGGAUCCGACAUUUGUGCAGAGUGUCACUCCAACGGAAUUGUUUGUGUGUGUCAUGUUGAUUGCCACGAAAUUCUACUGUGGAUACGACGAAGAGAUCUGCCUGAGUCAUUGGGCUAAGUAUGCCAAAGUAACUGUGGAAAGACUGAAAAAGAUGGAACUGGAGUUGCUCAAAGCUCUCGACUGGAGGAUUUACAUAUCGCACGAGACGUUCUUCCGCAAGCUCUGCCUGAUUGAGAAUCUCCUGGCGCAGCAACAGGGCUUCCGGAGAGGCUGGUUCACUUACACCGAACUCACCCUGCUGAUGCCUUCGAAUGUCCUCUCCCUGGAAAUCAUAAGUCUGACCUCAAUCCUAGCGCUGUGCUAUGUGGUUGCCUUGGCAGCCAUUGCUAGUGCCUUCCUGGUUGUCCAUCACAUUCCCGGAACCAUCUUCUACCAUCACACUUACCCAGGAAUCACGGAUACCCUCUCUGCUCCAUCCCAUUGCCUUCCGAUGCUCGAUUUCAUUGCAACUCGCUGCAUCCCGUGCGACCAAGCCGUCGUGGAGAAAGCAGCCUAUUCCCUCUUCCUGCACGAGAGCUAAUGCCCAGAACCCCCGUCACAAAAUUCCCUUGGACAGACUCCAACCCAAUUUUACGAAAUAAAUCGACUUAAAACACUCUCAAAA